This is a messenger RNA of Cucurbita moschata (crookneck pumpkin), 1201 nucleotides long. RefSeq lists its product as uncharacterized. NCBI's taxonomy places the organism in Eukaryota, Viridiplantae, Streptophyta, Magnoliopsida, Cucurbitales, Cucurbitaceae. The transcript is spliced from 2 exons. The coding region runs from base 92 to 940 and encodes 282 amino acids. The record is from RefSeq and is a predicted model, not a curated record.
CAAAUCAGAGCUCAUUGUUACCCUCUGAAACCAGAUGAAGCACGAAGCGAUUCGAUUUUCAUACGACUGUUCCUGAUCCUUCAGCUAGUUCAUGGCACCCUGCACAGACAUCCCCGUAGAUCGGGAUCCACCAGCUACCGUGACAUCUUUGCCUGUCAAUGCUGGAGCAUCUGGAUUACCGACACCACAUAUACUGCUAACCACCAUUCCUGCAGCUUCUGGAUCGCAGAUACCAUCUGUAGCUCUGUCCCCUGAUGCAUUACAACAGAUCAUAGAUUGUAUGGUUCGGAAUAGUGGGGCACGCUCUUCUGCACCAUCCUCUCAGUCUUCUACAGUGGGCAACAUCAAUUAUGUCCGGGAAUUCAUAAAAUUUGAUCCCCCUGCAUUUGACGCUAGCUCAGGUGACAUAGAUGUUGCAUAUGACUGGAUAAGAGAUCUUGAAUUUGUAUUUGAUUUAUUGAAGUUUCCGGAUGAGCAAAGGGUGAGAUGUGCAGUUUUUAAGCUACAAGGGAAUGCUCGCAACUGGUGGAGGUCUGUUGGGUCAGCGCAAGAAGAUGAUGGUGAGAGUCCUAUCUCGUGGGAAGAGUUCAAGGAUAUGUUUUUGGAUUGGCGUUGCCCAAUGACUCUCAGGCAUGAGAAAGAGAUGGAGUUUUUGAACUUGAAACAAGGCAACAUGUCUGUGGAGGAUUACGACCAACAGUUUCUGAGGCUAUCUCGUUUUGCUCCAGAGAUGGUGGAUACACAGUCAAAGAUGGUGCAUCGUUUUGUUAUGGGCCUUCGGAAAGGGAUCAGGGGAUUAGUGGCUAUCCAAAAUCACACAGACUACGCUUCAGCUUUCGAGGUGGCUCGAACUUUGGACGAGUGCAUGCCAGUCAAAACUCCGCCAGGACAGGACGAGGGAUCCUCUGGACAAAAGAGGAAACAUCAACGGAUCGCAUGAGAGGGCCGCCAUGUAGCAGCAGCCAGGCUUAAUGACAUUACUACACAUGGUGACCACAAGGUUCAAUCUUUCCCAGCUUCCUUCUGUUUGAUUUAGGACUUUAGUACAAAGUAGUGAACUUCUGUUUCCCCUUCUUGUUGGUAAAUAGGAUCGGUGGGUUUCGUUCAUGUUCUGUCUUGCUUAGAAAACAAACAUGCUCUGUUAUUAUACUCUUUUUUUAAGCAUCCUUUGUUUGCGUUUGAAGACAUCUCCUUCUGCCUU